AUGCCUUCUUCCAUCGCCCGAAUUCAUAAGCGCCAUGCCUACAGCAAGGAUGCUCACACUUAUUAUCCGGUCCUCAUAGUAGGUGCUGGCGAGUCAGGGGUGGCCAUGGGCUGCCGGCUUAAAGAGGUCCUGGGGACAGACCAGUUCAGAAUAUUCGACCGUCAGUCCGGUAUUGGAGGCACCUGGUGGAUCAACAGGUAUCCGGGAGCUGCCUGUGACAUAGGGCAAAGACCAGCGAUAUUCUACUCCUUCUCUUUUGCUCAGAAAAAGGACUGGUCCACACUCCAUCCGUCUGGCUCAGAACUGGCACAGUACAUGGCAGAUGUAUGCGAGAGAUAUCAAAUUGUCGACAAGAUUCAGUUGAAUACCGAUGUCAAAGGACUUCGAUGGAUCGAGGAUGACGAGGAAUGGGAGGUUACGCUCUCGCACCUUGUUCCUGGAACCGGUGAUUUAGCUCAGCACGAACGAGAUCGAAUCGCAGCUCAGGAUGGCCACCACAAGGUCUAUGUCAAGACAGAAAUCGUGCGAGCCAAAGUGGUCGUCAGUGGUGUUGGCGGGCUGGUAGAACCGAAGACAUGGCCAAAGAACAUCCCAGGCAUUGAGGACUUUGAAGGCGAGGUCAUGCAUACGGCUCGCUGGAACGACAAAGUUGAGUUGGAGGACAAGAAUGUCAUCAUGGUGGGUUCCGGCUGCAGUGCUGCGCAGGUAGUGCCCGAGCUGGCGAAGCCAGAGGCCAACGUUCGAUCGAUUACCCAACUCAUGCGAACUCCUCCGUGGGUCCAGCCCGAUUUGAUCUCUCCUGAAUAUCUCCCCUUGUAUGAGAAAUGGUCAGCUACAGUGAUGACCCACGUGCCUGGACUGGCGUCGUUCGUACGAAGAGCUACUUUCUUAAUGAUAGAGAAGAGCUUCUACGAUAUGUUCACGGAUACUGCAUGGAGCCGAAGAACGCGGCCGCGGCUAGAGAAGAAUUUUUUGGACCAUAUGCGCCAAACCGCGCCAAAGGAAUAUCACGAGAUCUUGACACCUAACUACGUCCUCGGCUGUAAGAGACGGAUCAUCGACGGCACUUGGUAUCGCAGUCUCAAUGCCCCAAAUGUGGAAUUGACUACUCAGCCUCUGACAAGGGUUAAUGCGAAGAGUGUGACUCUUGGUCCGGGUCGACACUACCCAUCCCACAAGUCGGACGACGCAGGUGAGGUUAGGGAGAUCCCCGCCGACGUGAUCAUCCUAGCCAACGGGUUUGAAACCAACCAAUGGCUGCACCCACUGAAGGUGAUUGGCAGGGAGGGCAAGGAUCUUGAAGAGGUCUGGGCGGAGCGUGGAGGAGCCCAGGCAUACCAGGGCAUUGCAAUGGAUUCUUUCCCGAACUUCUUUAUGAUUUACGGUCCAAAUACGACAACAGGGCAUACUAGUGUUAUUUUUGCGACAGAAAAUGCGAUAAACUACUCGCUGAAUUUCAUCAAGCCAAUCCUGAAUGGCCAGGUCACCUCGUAUGAGGUCAAGGAGGAUGCUGAGCGUGAAUGGACUCGGCAGGUGCAGGACGCACUCCAAAAGAGUGUAUUCCGUCGUGGGGCUUGCUCCAGUUGGUACAUCACUGCCGAUGGUUGGAAUUCAACCACAUAUCCGUUCACUCAGAUUCACUAUUGGCUGCGUUGCACCUUCCCCGUGUGGCGGCAUUGGACUGCGAAACUCACGAGAAAGGGACGGAUUUUGCGAGCUAUCCGAAAAUCCACCCAAGCAUCUAUCAUGGUUGGCCUUUUUGCGGGUGUUGGCUUCCUGCACCAGAAUCCUCAGCAGAAAACUCAGUUGGUGCAGUCAUUGCUGGCUGGGAAAGAGUGGCUGGUCUCCGCGGUUUUGCAAUUGAGGCGCUGA
This is a messenger RNA of Penicillium robsamsonii, 1872 nucleotides long. Its product is annotated as flavin-containing monooxygenase. Lineage: Eukaryota; Fungi; Ascomycota; Eurotiomycetes; Eurotiales; Aspergillaceae. Bases 1 to 1872 code for a protein of 623 amino acids. The record is from RefSeq and is a predicted model, not a curated record. Gene Ontology annotation, molecular function: NADP binding; flavin adenine dinucleotide binding; N,N-dimethylaniline monooxygenase activity. The transcript is spliced from 3 exons.